Oncorhynchus mykiss (rainbow trout) is the source of this 2515-nucleotide messenger RNA. Its product is annotated as histone deacetylase 3. Gene Ontology annotation, biological process: epigenetic regulation of gene expression. Gene Ontology annotation, molecular function: histone deacetylase activity. Lineage: Eukaryota; Metazoa; Chordata; Actinopteri; Salmoniformes; Salmonidae. The record is from RefSeq and is a predicted model, not a curated record.
GACGAACAUGCGCACUCAGUCUUAGUUAAAAUCACCAUUGAAAAUGUCGCGUAUGACACAGUACAAUAUGUGGUUCUGAAUCACUAUUCAAAGGUAACGCGUACCACACACGUGGCGUGUGGGCUACCACAUUCACCAUAUGAAUUGUGUGAUUGGUAAAAUGUUUCCACCUUUUUAAUGGGGUGAUAGGUGGUAAAUCGGGUACACCAUCCAUAAUCUUUGGUACUGUUUUUGCCCGCCCACUUCGCUUGUCGCUGGACAAUGACGUACGUUUUACUCGCUGUUUACAAUGGCGACCACUUUCUAAAUGAAGGAAAGAUACAUUUACAGUAGCGAACAAAUACCCAGCGAAUGGUAGAAAAACCAAGAAGUCUCUUUUGCAAUGUCCAACAGAACAGCAUAUUUUUAUGAUCCGGAUGUGGGGAACUUUCAUUAUGGUGCUGGUCACCCUAUGAAACCCCAUCGUCUCUCGCUGACGCACAGCCUUGUUUUGCACUAUGGCCUCUACAAAAAGAUGCAGGUUUUUAAACCAUACAAAGCCUCACAACAUGACAUGUGCCGAUUCCACUCAGAAGAUUACAUUGACUUUCUGCAGAAGGUCAGCCCCAACAAUAUGCAAGGUUUCACAAAGAGUCUCAACACCUUUAAUGUUGGGGAUGACUGGUAACGUGUCCUCUGUCAGCCCUGUAUUCCCAGGCCUGUUUGAGUUCUGCUCCAGGUAUACAGGAGCAUCUCUACAGGGAGCGACACAGCUAAACCACAAGAUAUGUGACAUCGCCAUCAACUGGGCUGGGGGUCUUCAUCAUGCUAAGAAAUUUGAGGCCUCUGGAUUUUGCUAUGUGAAUGACAUUGUCAUCAGUAUACUGGAGCUUCUGAAGUACCACCCGCGUGUGUUGUACAUAGACAUUGACAUUCACCAUGGUGAUGGGGUGCAGGAAGCCUUCUACCUGACUGAUCGGGUCAUGACUGUAUCCUUCCACAAGUACGGGAACUACUUCUUUCCAGGGACAGGUGACAUGUAUGAGGUAGGGGCUGAGAGUGGCCGGUACUAUUGCCUGAACGUGCCUCUCCGGGAUGGGAUCGAUGACCAGAGCUACAGGCAACUCUUUCAGCCAGUCAUCAAGCAAGUGGUGGACUUCUACCAGCCAACCUGUAUCGUUCUUCAGUGUGGGGCUGACUCUCUGGGCUGUGACAGAUUAGGGUGCUUCAACCUCAGUAUACGAGGCCAUGGGGAGUGUGUGGAGUUUGUGAAAAGCUUCAGGAUUCCCCUGCUGGUACUGGGAGGAGGAGGGUACACAGUACGCAACGUGGCCAGAUGCUGGACCUAUGAGACCUCUCUCCUGGUUGAUGAGCCAAUUAGUGAUGAGCUUCCCUAUAGCGAGUACUUUGAGUAUUUUGCCCCAGACUUCACACUCCACCCAGAUGUCAGCACCAGGAUAGAGAACCAGAACUCCCGACAGUACCUGGAGCAGAUCCGUUCGACGGUCUUUGAGAACUUGAAGAUGUUGAACCAUUCCCCCAGUGUCCAGAUCCACGAUGUGCCCUCGGACAUCCUGAGCUACGAGCGCACUGACGAGGGAGACCCAGAUGAGAGGGGCUCAGAGGACAACUAUUCCAGGCCAGAGGCAGCCAAUGAGUUCUACGAUGGUGACCAUGACAACGACAAGGAGAGCGAUGUGGAGAUCUGAACGCUCAGAUGUCAGACUUUUCCCCUCUGGUCGCUCAUGAUAUUAUUGGGAAACCUUCAAGGCUGCAGUCAGUUGACCAAACUUAUUUUCCCCAACAAAUGGACUAUUCAAUGUCUAUACUAUACUCAGAGCGAGAGACUACCACCAUUUCUUUUUUUUACUAUGUCUAAUCAUUGAUUAUGUAGAGGACAUUGUCAAGCACUUCAAAUGUUAUUCCUCACGUUUCGUAAACAGGUGUAGACUAACGAUAACAGCUAUAUACACAGGGUACCCGUACCCAGUCGAUGUGCAGGGUUACGAGGUAAUUGAGGUAGAUAUGUACAUGUGACUAGGCAACAGGAUAAACAGCAGCAGAGUCAAGGCACAUUCUGAUUCACCAGAAGACAGCCUAGAGGGGCCCAAUACAGGCAUGAUUGUGUAUGAAACAUCUGGGCCUUAUUCAUCAGCACAGGAUAAAGAGGAAGAGACUUCCCCUUGGUCCAAAGGGCAUUGACUUCCUGUGGUUGCUAGGUGAGGCUUAUAUUUACCAGUUUUCACUUCACACACUGGGAUCAGAGGUCGGUCAUCUGAAUAACAAGUUACAAUUUUUUUGAUCUUUCUUUUCAUAAAAUAAAUAGGAAAACUGCAUGGCUACAAUGCUCCCCAUCUAUAAGUACUCAAUUUGAUAUUUAGAAAGUGAAAUGAGACCACCUGUGUUAUAAAACUUUAUUACGCAUUCAUUCACAAGACUUCAAAACGCUUCUAUGGUCAGAAUCAGACAGGAGGUCGUACAUUUGGGUGUGAAGGCAACCAUUUACAUUUCAGAAUUGUCCAAUAAAUACUUUAUA